Molecule: messenger RNA, 2950 nt
Organism: Xenopus laevis (African clawed frog)
Lineage: Eukaryota; Metazoa; Chordata; Amphibia; Anura; Pipidae
Gene: itih4.S
Product: inter-alpha-trypsin inhibitor heavy chain family member 4 S homeolog
Exons: 26
Coding region: 62-2797 (911 amino acids)
Source: RefSeq, a predicted model, not a curated record
AGAUAGAUAGGUCCAUGAGACCAAGCUGGGAGAUUUUUUCCUAUUUUUUAAACAUUUCACCAUGGAUCUUUGGAAGAGUUAUGCAUUUUUGGAGAUACUGCUGAUAAAUUGCUGCAUUGUUUCAUUAAGUCAUGGAAUCAAGGAAAAUGAGCCGAUGGUCAUCCAGAGUUUGAAUAUUGACUGCAGAAUAACAUCUCGCUUUGCUCGCACCAUCAUAAAAACUGAACUUCAGAAUCAGCUUAAUAUGUCUCGGGAGGCUGUGUUUGAUGUGGAAUUGCCUAAAACUGCCUUCAUCACCAACUUCAGCAUGACUGUUGGUGGUGUCACAACCAAUGGGAUGGUGAAGGAGAAGGCCGAAGCAAAGAUGCAGUUCCAAAAAGCAGUAUCCAAGGGACAAAGCGCUGGUUUGGUUCAGUCUACAGGAAGGAAAAUGGAACAUUUUAAAGUCACAGUGAAUGUUGCUGCCUUUGCAAAUGCGAUAUUUGUACUGACUUAUGAAGAGCUACUGAAACGAUAUCUUGGGAAUUAUGAAUUAUCUUUCAAAGUUAAACCUAAACAGCUUAUAGAAAACUUCCAGAUCAAUGCACACCUUGUAGAGCCUCAAGGGAUUCGCUUUUUAGAAGCACACGGCACAUUCAUCACUAAUGAAUUAACUGAUGUAGUCCAAAUAAAUCGCACAGAGAAACAGGCCCAAAUCACAUUCAAGCCAACGAUGGAUCAGCAACGUACAUGUCCUGAAUGCACAGAAACACUGCUUGAUGGGAACUUUUUGAUAAAAUAUGAUGUUAAGAGGGAAAAUUCAGCUGGGAACAUUCAGAUUGCCAAUGGAUACUUUGUGCAUUACUUUGCUCCUGCCAGCCUUCAAAAAGUGCCAAAGAAUGUUGUCUUUGUUAUUGAUCACAGUGGGUCAAUGCAUGGGCAGAAAAUUAAGCAGACAUACGAAGCCUUCUUAAAAAUCCUGGCAGAUCUACCAGAAGAAGAUCAUUUUGGAAUUUUAAUAUUCGAUGAUAAGGUGGAUAAGUGGCAGAAUACCCUUGUUAAAGCAGUGCCUGAAAAUAUAAUAAAGGCAAAAGAAUUUGUCUCCAAGAUUUCGGCAAGAGGAGGCACAGAUAUAGAUAAGGCCUUGCUUACUGCAGUGAAAAUGCUCAAACAUAGCUCAAGGAGUAAACUUUUACCCAAAAUAAGCACUUCCAUAAUAUUAUUCCUCUCAGAUGGAGAGCCAACAUCUGGAGUCACUAACCACAAUGAAAUAAUCAAUAAUGUUAAAAAAACCAUUGAGAGACAGACCACACUGUACUGUUUGGGAUUUGGUAAUGAUGUUGACUUUAAUUUUCUGGAGAAACUGUCUUUGGAAAAUGGUGGAUUAGCGAGGCGGAUAUAUGAAGACUCGGAUGCUGCCCUGCAGUUACAGGGUUUCUAUAAUGAAGUUGCAAACCCAUUGCUUCUGAAUGUUCAGCUCGAGUACCUGGAUAAUUCGGUAUCGAAUUUGACCCAGAACAACUUUAGACAUUAUUACCAAGGUUCUGAAAUUGUUGUUGCCGGACACAUAAACAAUGAUAUUCUGGAGCGUUUAACAACAGAAGUAGUUGGACAGGGGGUUUCAGAGCAGUUUUCAAUGAAUGUAGAAACAAAUAUAACAGAAGUAGAAGAAGCUACCAAGGAACUGCAUUACAUAUUUGGAGACUUUACAGAAAGACUAUGGGCUUACCUCACCAUUGAGCAGCUGCUAACACAACAGAUUUUGGCACAGGGGGAAAACAAAGAAAAGAUCACCAAACAAGCCUUGGAAUUAUCUCUCAAGUACAAUUUUGUGACUCCAAUAACCUCCAUGGUAGUUACUGCCCCUGAGGACAAUGAUGAAAAUAAGGAAUUUAUUGCAAAUAAACCAAAGGAAGGAGCUAUGAAUGAUUAUGAUACAGAGUCAAGUGCUAAAACGUUGGAUUUACAUUAUUUUGUUUACAGUGAUUUUGAUGAUGAUCAAUCAUCAUUCGAUAACCCUCCAGCUUUGAUGGAAAGAACGGAUCACUUUCAACCUAUACUGGCCAAGCACAUUCAAUCACAUGUAAAUAUGCGAAUACUGGCAACGCACAUUCCAUCACAAGUAUUUAAACGAAUACUGGCAACGCACAUUCCAUCACAAGUAUUUAAACCAUCUCCCAUUGUCGAUCCACAAAUUACCAUGAUAUAUUCUUCUUGGAACAUGUGUCUUGAAAUUUCUGAUGCACAAAAUGAUAUUUUGAAUUUGCUACAUGAUGAAAAAGCAGGUAUUAUCCUCAAUGGUGUAAUGACAAAAGAGAAUAGGUUUAACAGAUUUGGUAUUAUAAAUAAGAAGAGUAACUUAACAGUGGAUGUUUCAGUGGAAAACAUUACAGUAACUCAUGAUGAAGAUGUAAAAACAUAUCUGUGGACUUCUUCUUUUCAAGAGGAUGGGUUUGUGAAUUUAAAUGGGGAGAUAUUAACUGUAACACUGGACAGAAAUGCUUUGAUUGUGAUUUCACAUAAGACGCAGUAUCUCACAUUUGUGGCACAAAACAACUUGGUUUUAAAUGAGAUAAGUGGACAAAUCGGACCAUUGUUCGGUGAUGUUAAGCUUCAUGAGGGCACAAGAGAAAUUGCGGUACAGGGAAAACACUUUGUGGGUAAUAGUGAAAUGUUUUGCAGCGUGGUAUCAAGUGGGGAUUUUUGUGGAUCAUGUUGGAAAGUCAGUUUUAAAUCCAAUCAAUUAACCAACGGGACCAGCGUCAGCAUUUUGAAUAUUUUCGAUAGUCCUCAUGAAAAACCUCUUGAGACAAACUGACCAACUUAAGCAAUUGUAAUUUUUCCACAUUUGUACUAUAUUUACCUUUCAAUGGAAAAAUCUUAUUUCCAAUCUGAAAACUAUGGUAUCAGAAGUGCAUCUUGAAGUGUUACAUUCUUACUGUAUUUUCCUUUAUUAAAAUAAUUAUCAUUA